Messenger RNA from Ictalurus punctatus (channel catfish), 1218 nucleotides. RefSeq names its product mitochondrial ribosomal protein S34 (gene mrps34). Bases 108 to 767 code for a protein of 219 amino acids. The transcript has 4 exons. The record is from RefSeq and is a predicted model, not a curated record. Gene Ontology annotation, molecular function: structural constituent of ribosome. NCBI's taxonomy places the organism in Eukaryota, Metazoa, Chordata, Actinopteri, Siluriformes, Ictaluridae. Gene Ontology annotation, cellular component: mitochondrial small ribosomal subunit; mitochondrion. Gene Ontology annotation, biological process: mitochondrial translation.
CUAGGAACUGUCUGAGCUGUAGCCCUGUUUCCGAACGACACACUUACUUUGCUGCCACUGUACCGGAAGUUGCGUUUGUGGAGGUCAAAUCAAAUAAAACAGUCACAAUGGUGAAAAAGAAGCGCUUGAGACUGAUUGCUGAGAUGGCCCGAAAGAUCCGGGCUUAUCAAGAGCUGAAAAAUCGGCCACGGGAUUCACAACGCUAUGCCCUGGACUAUGAAACCAUGACACGGCCAUUCACCGGUAAGAGGCUGCCAGUGCUGGCCUGGCAGGACGUGCGGAAAGAGACUCCACUCUUCAGGCUCCUGGCUGGCAUGCGCAUGUUUGGUGUGGGACGGCUCUUUACAAGGAAGUCGUGGCUGGAGGAGCACACCGAGCCCUGCUACUGGAAGAUAACUAAAGUGAAAGUAGACUAUACAGCAGAGAAUAUGGACCAUGGGAAAGCGUGGGGCAUUUUGACAUUUAAAGGUAAGGAAGAAGCCUCUGAGAAGGAGAUAGAUAAGGUCAUGUAUCACGACUGGCGCUUGGUACCCAAACACGAAGAAGAGGCCUUUACACGUUUCGAGCCUGUCCCCGAACCCCCCAUCCGACAUGUGCGCUACCCACCGCUCCUGCGUGCCAUGAUGUUAGCACAGCAAGUCAAGGAGCUCGGUGUUGAUGCCAGCACCUUACCUGAACCCAGCCUACCUCUUAAACGAGAUGUUCUGCUCAGCAAAGAGUACUUCCGCAGCCAGGAACAGCAGAAAAAGGAGGGAACGCCCGUGUAAGCUGAAUUCAGAAGAGAAAGAUCAAACCUGUAAUGAAUUCCUCCUGCAUUCUUUUCAGUACGGUGUUAAUCUCAAGGUGGAUGCUGUUCUUACAACGAUUUAGGACAAGCUUUUCCUGACCAAAUGCUAACAUCGAUCUUUAGACGAGAAACAUGUUCUCUGGUAAACACGACGUGUAUUAUAUCAUAAUGGCAGCCAUGUUUGGGAAAUUGGAAUGUUUGAAAACCGUCUUUUACUCAUUUUGUUUAAAGAUUAGGACUGUCGAAGACACUUCCUUGGAGUCAGGCCACUGAAGGAUGAUUCAGAGACAAUUUAAACCUUAGGUUCUUUUUUGUGUUGUAUUUCCUUAAAGAGGAAGUCGUAAUCUCUCUAUGUGAUGUCCAAUACUGUACAUGUUCUGAUAAUAGCAUUUGCAUUAUUUAUAAAUAAAAAUGAGAUACUAAUGACAAAA